AUGGUUAAUGUUAUAGCGGUUUUUCAAAAUUUCUCAUCGACUUACUACAGUUAUAACAAUUUUGGUGAAUUUAUAAUCGAAGAGCUUGACUGGGAAAAAGAUUCAAGAAUUUUUCCAAAUCGAAUGAGGAACCUUCGUGGAGUUACGUUACCAGCUCUUUUCGGAGGUCAUGAGCCAUCAGUGAUCGUAUCAGAAAAUUUUGAUGGUGAAAUAGUUAUUGGAGGUCUUGUUGGACAUAUUUUCAAGGCUCUGGCUAAGAAGCAUAACGCCAGAUUGAAUACUUCGAACAUAGAUUUAUCACUAUCACCUCUUAGUUUAUACCAAUUUGUGCUCAAUGGCUCACUUGAAAUAGCCGCUGCUGGACCCGUUGCUUUAAUGAAUCCAAACGAAUGGUUUUCAUAUCCGUAUCGUAUAUAUGACUGGGGAGUAAUGCUGCCAAUAGAAUCGAAUAUACCCAUUUCUAAAGUGUUUGUUUCAGUGUUUUAUUGGGAUUCUUUUCUUAUAACAAUAAUGGUACUUAUAAUUUUAUCUAUGCUGCUGAGAGCUGCUGAGUUAACGAAAUCACAACGACCUUUUACCAAGCGCGAUAUUUUCUUCAUUAAUUUGGAUGGUUUUCGUGGAAUUCUUGGACAGUCAUUUUCUGUACUACCAAGCUGCUCAAAAGGUACAAAAAUCAUCUAUUCGUUAAUCUUCCUCCUUGGAAUUAUAAUUGUUACUUCGUACGAUGCAUUUCUUCAGUCCUUUAUGACCCAACCACCAAGGGAAAAAAUGAUUAAAUCUUUUGAAAUGCUUCAAUCGUCUGGUAUAAAAAUCUACUGCAAAAGAACUGAUAUUGAAGGGUUUUUGGAAGAUAAUUUCAAGACUUUUAUAGAAGUCCGAGAUAGUCUAAACACCAAAUAUGCCUACACACUAAAUGAAGACAAUUGGCAACUUUAUAAAAAUCAGCAAAAUUUCUUUGGUCAACAAUUGUUUCGUUGGUCUGAUGAAUUGUGUUUGUUAAAUAGUAUACAAUCGGCAAUUGCUAUAAAUGAAAAUUCAAUUUAUAAGAAAAUAUUGAAUUUUCUUAUUAUGGAAACUCAAUCGGCUGGAUUGUUGGAUUAUUGGAUUGGAAGAGCUUUUUAUGAGUUGGUCGAAGUUGGAAGAAUCAAAAAGUUAAAUUAUGGUUUUAAAGGACAAUUGCAGUUGCAACCAAUGAAAUUGGAGGACCUGAAAUGGAUUUGGAUGAGCUUGGGAUUGGCGUUUUUUGUUGAUACUUUGUGUUUUGUUGGAGAAAUUUUUCUGAUAGAAACAUAA
Molecule: messenger RNA, 1293 nt
Organism: Episyrphus balteatus (marmalade hoverfly)
Lineage: Eukaryota; Metazoa; Arthropoda; Insecta; Diptera; Syrphidae
Exons: 3
Coding region: 1-1293 (430 amino acids)
Source: RefSeq, a predicted model, not a curated record